AUGAGCGCAGCCGCUACCAACGCAGCAGUAGCUCCUGUUCCAGCUGCAGGUUGGGUUCAACCAGCACCGAAGAUUGCAGCUCCAGCAAAGAAAGAAAUCCUUCCGAACCUUCCUCAUGACGCUUCUACCAUAGCACAGACGCUCAACGUGGAAGUUUGCACUAUGAUACAGCAAGCCUCGGUGAUGAAAAGUGUGCUCGAGAACAUACAGAAGAUGCAUGGAGGAGAAUGGAACCCUCAUUAUGCUUGA
Molecule: messenger RNA, 249 nt
Organism: Guillardia theta CCMP2712
Lineage: Eukaryota; Cryptophyceae; Pyrenomonadales; Geminigeraceae
Exons: 2
Coding region: 1-249 (82 amino acids)
Source: RefSeq, a predicted model, not a curated record